AUGUCAAUAGCUAAAAAAAUCGAAUUAUAUGGUGCAAGUACACCAAAUGUACAUAAAGUUCUUUUUGCAUUGGAAGAAUUGAAUAUUCCUUAUAACUUUAAUGUUCUAAACCUUAGAAAUGGUGAUCAGUUCAGUGAAGAGUUCAAAAAGAUCAAUCCAAAUUCAAAAGUACCAGCGAUUUUUGAUCCAAAUGUUGAAGGUGGUCUUGCUGUCUUUGAAUCCGGAAACAUCCUUCAAUACUUGGCAACUCGUUAUGGCAAUGGUAAAUACCUACCAAAUCCAACUACCGAUAUCAAAGGAAACACUCAAGUCUUAGGUUGGUUAUACUGGCAAAUGUCUGGUUUGGGUCCAACUCAAGGAAAUCUUAAUCAUUUCAAUAAAUAUGCACCAGAAAAGAUUGAAUAUGCUCUUAAAAGAUAUUCAAAUGAACUUUCAAGAUUAUUACAUGUUUUGGAGAAAGAAUUGAAAGAUCAUACUUUUAUUGUUGGUGAUCAAUAUACUAUUGCUGAUAUGGCAAUUUAUGGAUGGAUUAGAUAUCUGUAUAUGUAUCCAGAGUAUUCAAGUCAAGAAUUCCCAAAUCUAUUUAAAUAUAUGGAUAGAGUUAGAUCAAUUCCAUCGGUGAAUAAAGUUGUUACUGAAGCAGAGGAAGAUCUAAAGAAAGAUCCUCAAAAACCAUUUACUGAUGAGGAAAGAAAGAUUAUGUUUGGUCAAAAUGGAAAAUCAAAUCAAAACUAA
Messenger RNA from Heterostelium album PN500, 735 nucleotides. RefSeq names its product glutathione S-transferase family protein. The coding region runs from base 1 to 735 and encodes 244 amino acids. The record is from RefSeq and is a predicted model, not a curated record. The transcript is spliced from 3 exons. Lineage: Eukaryota; Evosea; Eumycetozoa; Acytosteliales; Acytosteliaceae.